AAUGAUUCAAAUGCACCUUAUCAUCUUAUUCAUGUACUCUGUGUUUCUGUUACAGAAACUAACUAAUAUCAGGGGUAGAGGUGGCAAAUGGAUUGAAUUGGUGGAUUGGUGGAUUGGAUUGGUGGAUCCAUGGAUCAAAUGGAUUGGAUCUAAUGGAUUGGUGGAUUCAUGGAUUGGAUCAAGUGGAUUGGUGGAUUAUCCAUGAAUCCAAAUGACAUCCUCAACCAAGGACCAAUAUGUAAAAUGUAAAAAGUUUAGGUACUAAAAUGUCAUAAUGAAAAAUUUUAGGUACCAAAACGUAAUUUUCCAUUGAUAUUUUUCGUAUAAAAAUUAAAUUUUAGGUACUAAAAUGUAAAAAAUAAAAAUUAUAGGUACUAAACCGUAAUUUGCCAAUGAUCCAUGGAUCCAAUCCAUGAAUCCACCAAUCCAAUUGGAUUUGGAUUAAAUGAAUUGGAUUAGGUGGAUAUUUUUAAUGGAUUGAUGGAUUGGAUUGGUGGAUUGGAUUGAAAUUGUCACCUCUAAUCAGGGGUAGACCCACCAGCUUACUUGAUCGACCUCCUCUAACAAACAUAUACCAUACCACCCAUUCCCAUAUGUUUCCUCUUUCCCUUUGUUUGCAAGGAAGGAAGGAUUGUCCUUCCAAAGGGCUAAAGGCUGAAAGGGGAUAUCGAUUGGAGGGCGAUUGGGCAGUGUGCAAAAUGGGCAAGUCGUCCAACCAAAGCCUCAAAAGGACUAACUGCAUGCCCUACGGAUAUGAUCAUAUGGGUGACGUGGUGACUAACUAAACGUUACCUACCUUACACAAUCAUCAUAUCAAAUGUCCUCACCCACUAUCCCCACAAAUUCGGAUUUGAGCACAAAGUACAAUAUCGUUAUUUUUAACACGAUUUGAGCACAAAUUAAAGUACACUAUCGCUAAUAUUUUACAAGCCUUGCUGAUAAUUGAAAUUGGCGGGAUGAUAUAUACCAUGUAUCCAUAGAGUUGGAUGAGCUCAUAAUAGAUAUUACUUUGAGGAGUUUAAGUGUUGUUAACCGAAUUUGGAUUAUUUUUAAUAUGAUUCAAAGCAUCUUAUCCUAAAGCAUCCAAUAAUCCAUAUCAGAGCAGAGUACAAUGUUAUCCAAAUCAUUAUUCUCUACUCUGAUACAUCUAUUAAGUGAUAAUUAACUAACAUAAUCUUCUUAACAAGGGGAAAAAGUAAAGGGAAAAUUGAGAAAGAAUUUAGAUUUUGAUUUGGGUGGUCACUCAAUCGCAUUUCUACUAUAUAUUUUUCUUGAGUUAUACUCACUAUUAUUGAUAGGUUACAAAUUGAUUCACAUAUUUUUCAUAUAUGAAGAAAUAUUUUUGGUGGGGCGGGUAUGAGUAUGGGUAUGGGGCGGGGGAGACUUAAACCAUACCCGCCCCAUACCCAUCAAACUUGUGGGUUUUACCCAUACCCUCCCCAUGCCCGGUCAAUGCAGGGAUUCCCCGCGUUGACUGGGUCGAAGGCGGUCGGAUACCCGUGGGCAUGGGUUUGAUUGCCAUCCCUAAUUGCAAUGAAUUAUAGAAGUCGUUAAUCCUUGUAUCUAUGACCAAUGCUAACUUAAAGAUGACCCUAGCAAAUACUUGUUAUGAAGAUAAUCAUUGCACAAACAUCAUGCUGGCAAGAACCAGUUGGUUGCAAUAACUUGAGUUGUUGAGAGAGUUUCAAUUAUGAAUCAUAUAUUACUAACACACCCUCUCAAAUGAAAAUUCACUUAGAAUAGGCUUAAGGUUUGCACAUGACCGAAUACCAUGUGUUUAACAGAACAUAUGAGGGGUCACUAGGAUUUAGUCACAGAAGGCUCUGAUACUACGACAAACUAAUUGAUCCCAACAACUCAAAUUAUCAGAAGAGUUUCAAUUAUAAAUCAUAUUCUAUUUACUAACACACGCUUCAAAGAUUGUUUAAAUUGCUUUUCAUAAAGAAAAAACAAAAAAAAAGUUGGCCAUUUCUGUGUUUGUCAACUUAUGUAAAGAGUACAUGGAAUCAUAACAACAUUAAUGUUCAAACUUUAAAUUUUUUGUUUUUGAAAGGAAAAUCAAAUUACACAAGAAACCAUCUUGAACGAUUAAGUACGAAGUUAAUUUACUAAUUAGUCUUUGAAUCCAAACCCAACAAAGAUGAUUUUUAUUUGGUGCGCGUGUUUGAUUUUCAUCAACCUUUCUCUUUUGUCAAUUCCUAAUAAUGAUUAUAGGUUUGUUUUUCUCUGUGUCUCCUUUCUCUUUUUUGUCCCUUCUAAUUUCUUUUUCGAACUCUUUGGGUGGAAUUCGAUGAGAUGCGGACCUCUUCUCUUUAGCUUGCAAAGCAACCAAAAUAGUGUCUCUACUUUGCCUUUAUAGGGAUUGAAAGAUAGGUCGCCUAAAGCACAAGAAAUUUAGAGCUCAAACUCAUUUAAACCGACCACAAGUACGUGGCAAUGGGAGAACUUAAAAAAAAAGGAUGAUUAUCAUAAUUAAGAUGUUCCUUCUCGUGAUUACUUUCUUGUUAGAAUUUUAUCAUUCGAUUUCCAACAUUCAGGCAUAAAACCAACACAAGCAAACGGUUGAAACGUCAAAAAUUUGAAAAUUCGCAAUAGAUUAUAACAGGCAAAGAGGCUGUAAGAAAUUUGAAAACAGUGAAGAAUGGAAAUCGGAAAGCGAUGGAUGGCGUUUGGAUUCUGAAACGCAUUUAAUUUGGGCAACAAAAAUCCAAAACUCAACGAUUGCAUGCAUACGUAAGGGCCCAUGGGCUUUUUCGUCGUAGCUACCCAGAGUCUGACAGCAUAGUCACGGCCACGAUAAGCACAAGGUCCAGCCGGGCAUCUUUAACGGCGUCGUAUUCAUCCCCGAUUCCAUCCAUACUGCCCACCGUCCCGGUUCAUGGCGGCAGCGAGCAUCAUUCUCUCCACCGCCCGACGGCGACACCCGAGUUUCAAGUUUCAACGCCGGAGUGCAACCGCAUGUACACCUCUUUUUUUUUUUUUACAGUAAAGUACACAACGAGAUGUCGCUCGAUGGACGAAUUUUCUUUUUGUUCAUUUUCGUUUCGUAUACGACAGUUACUUAUAUUUGAUUCAAUAUUUCAUGGGUGUUGAAUUUUAUUAUCGAAAUAUUAAUUUUUUUACAUAAUGUUCUAUGGGUAAUACAUCAAAAUCGGUUACUUAAACUUAAUCCCUUAAAACUGACUUGCAACGAUAUUAUAAAGUAUGUACGAUAUCAAAGUAUCAAUUCUACAUUCUAAUCUGCCAGAUCAAAAGGACGGGUAAGGUCAACAGAAUUUUGAAAUCCAGAGAGAAAAGUUGUUAAUUUUCAUUUUAGGAAUCAGGAGAGAGUACAAAAUGCUUUGAAUGGUGAAUUGUGUAAGGGAAGGAAUUUGGAAGACUGGAGGGAAAUAUGAGAAAUGGAAAAAAGGUAUAGAGGACAGCAAUCCCCCCAUUCCUCCCUUUUGUUUUCCCUUUUUUCUAUUUUAAAUGAAUAAUAAUAAUUUUAAUUAGAUAAUUGCUUUUCGUUGAAUUUCAGAGGGUUUCCCUUGGAGUCACGUAUCUGCAAUUUGUUCAUUUCUCCGGUCAAAAUUAAUUAAUACAUUUUAUGUAUUUAUUUUAAAGUUCCUUUGCUUGCUGAGCUUAUUAGGCCUCUGGCUGCUGGCUGCUGCUUUCAUACUAUUAAAUUUUCCCCCCUUCUUCCCUUCCUUCUCAUCCCAUCUCAAUCUCAUCUUCUUCCCUCGCCAUUCCUCCCAUUCCACCUCUCUCUCUCUCCCUCUCUCGGUUUCUUCAAGUCAUUUUCCAGCUUAAUGGCGGGGUCUUUGAUGAAGGGUAACUAGCCAUUGAAAGGCGGAGCAAAUGGCGGGGCAAUAUUGAGUACUGACCCGGCAAAGCAAACCCCCUCAAUUAAUAAAGAAGAAACAAUGGAGGAGGGCCGAGGCGUUUUUGUAAGCUCAACAGCCGGUUCUCUCCUGAUCAUGGCUAGUAGCAGCAGCUGAAGGGUCGGGUAACUGCCUUCCCCCCCUUCUUUGCUUCACUUUCUACCUCUUGAGCUGAGGAAACUGCUGAGAAAGAGAUUAGGACUUUGGUUGCGGCAAUUCAUCAAACACCUUGCGACUCCAUCACUCCAAGGUGCUUUCCCCACCCUCCCAGCUCGCUUUGGCAUUUGAAUUCAGUUCUAUGUUGUUGAAAUUCUGCUUUGUUCUUUUGGUAUACUGAUUUUAAGGUAAACUGCUACCACAUGGCUUGUAGAUAAAAAAAAGAGGUUUUUCGUUUGCAUAACUUGGCGCCCCCAUGUCGAGCAAUCAUUCGUAUGCAAUGGAGAGGAGAUCAUUUCCUAGGAGCCCUUUGCUGAAGAAUUCCAUGCCCAGUAGUCCCUAUCACAUGAGUCCAAUGCUCAAGAGUCCCAUGCCGAAAAGCCCUGCUCGUUGCGAGACCUACAAGUCUAGGUGUGCUCACUGUUUGCUUGGUUUCUUCCGGUUUCGACAUAGUAAUUCGAAGAAGCUGAUUUCGGACAGCAGGAGCGCUAGCAGGCAUUAUGGUGAUGAUCGAUUUGCGAGGAAUAAACUGGAUUGGCACCCUGGCGUUGAUGAAAUUUGUGAAUGCAUCAAUACUCAAGGGGAUUCUAGGAACGCUGGACUUAGAUCUGGUCAUAAAGAGAUGCUGAAAAUCAAAGGGCAAGAUGUAAAAUCCGAUUCUAAAAGUGUUAGUAGCAGAACAAAGCGCCAUAAGAAGCGUAGAAGGGCUCGACGUUUGCCUAUAUAUGGUUGUUACGAUGUGGCAACUAUGGGAUUUGGGAAAACAGUUCCUGAACGGUUGAUGGACAGAUCAUCAAAUGAAGAAGAGUCCAGGGUUGCAGCAAAUAAGGAUCCAAGUGAUUCAAGUACUCCUCCAAAGGAAGAGAUCAAUCUUCAAGUCCAUAUGAAUGAAGCAGCUGAAGCAUUUAUAAAUCAGAGAUUUACUGAUGGGCGACUCCUUGGUGAAGACGAAGGCAAAGUCCAGUCGAAACAUUUCUUGGAUGCAUUAGGUGUUCUGAACACUAAUAAGGAUUUAUUUGCGAAACUCCUACGAGACCCCAACUCUCUACUGGUGAAACAUAUAGAAGACUUGAGAGAUUCUCGGCAAAAGGUAUCGGCCAUUGCUAAUGAGCCUCUAGAGACAAUUGUAGUGUUGAAGCCUGAUGUAAAAAAGUGCGACUCUUCUGUAGAUCAGCCUGUUCUAAGUACGGUGCAACAAAGUGCGAGGCCUGCAUUCUCUUCCUUCACACAAAUGAAAAGGAAGUUGAUGAAGGCAAUUGGAUCACGCAGAAAAGCUCGUCCAUUAAUACAAGAUGACUAUCCAGAGAACAAGGGUAAACAAGGGAUGGAAGAAUGUGACCAAGGAUCAGAACUGGAGAUUGCUGAAACCAACUUGCUUGAGCAAAGUUCUCCUCUGGAGAUCCAAACUAAGAGUAAAGAAAACAGGCUAAGACAGAUUGAGACAGGUGUGAGAAAAGAGUCCAGUCCAAGCAGCUGUAAUAGGAGCUCAACAGUUGUCCUUCUAAGGAAGGACAGACCCAAAACCUGGGAUGGAAUAUGCUCUAUUGAUGAGGUUGAUUCCUUGCAUACAGUUGGUCCUCGAGGAAAGAGGGAGCUUGGCUUUGUCACCCCCCAAAUGAGAAUCUCACCUUCCAGCAAUUCUCAAAUAGUACAAGAGAGCAAGUGUAGGAAUCAAAGAGGAAUAGAAAUCAACUGCCCAAGUCCUCUAAGGCAAAGCCUAGAGACUACACGUUGGGUGGAUGCUAGGGAAAGCUUUGAGAUGCUUGAAACAGAAUCAGCCAAGCCGGAUGGAUUCAGUUCUAAUGGUGAAGGGAGUGAGGGCUCUUCUGCUUUUGAUAACAUGCGUAUUUCAUCCCAAGCUUGUGCCAGCCCUGAAAGACAAGGUGACAUACAUUUUGAAGGCAUUAGUCCUCCUAGAACGCUUUCUGAUGGCAGACAUGAAUGUGUAGAUGCACCAAGACCAUUCGAUCCCUUGAGACCGGACUAUUUGUUUGAAAGCCAAGUAAUGACAUCUUCAGAAGCUGAUUAUAUGUCAAGCCCUCCACAGGCCAGUAGGAUUGAAGGUCUGGAUAUAAAAAUUGAGGACAAGCCAGAACAUCCUAGUCCAAUUUCUGUUCUCGAGCAAUUCUGCACUGAAGAUAUCACUAGCCCCGUGAGCCAAAAGUCUAAUCCUGUUGAUCCAUCAGACCUGUCAAUCCGAACUGUAUUUCAAGAAAAAUGCUCUGCCACUAUUCAGCACCCAGCUCUGAACUCUGAUCCAUCUCCAGAAGAGCACAGAUCCAUGUCAGGACACAUUUCCUCCAUAUUGCACUCUGCGAUCUCAAGUUGGGACGAGCUCCUAUUGAGGUGUUAUUUCUCAGACCCGCUUCUCCUAGAAAUUGUGCUCGAUGAAGUGGAUAUCUGCUUGUGCAACGAUCGAAUACUCUUUGAGUACAUCAAUGAAGUUCUUCUGGAGGCCUACGACCAUUGUCUGAGAUGCUCUCCUUGGCUUUCAUCAACGAAAUCAAAGCUUCGGCCAGUUUCAGUAGCUGAGAAUGCAACUCGAGAAGUGAUGAGAUGCAUCGACUGGGACCUCUUUCUGCACCAUCCCAUGGAAACUGUGGAGGAGAUCAUCAUGAAGGACUUGGUUAAUUCGAGGACAUGGAAGGACUGCAAAGGUGAAACUGAUGACAUUGUUAGAGACACUGUAGAAAGUAUUAUGCAAGACUUGAUCAUGGAAUCUGCUGAGCUAAGCAACUCGGUCCAUUAACACAACAGCAACAAAAAGGUUCGAGAAUUUUGCCUUGAAUCAUGCACACAUGGCUCAAAUUCGUUGUACAAUUGUAUAGUUUGGAUAAGCACCACCCUCCAAGAGCCACCUUAUAUAGAGAACUUGUUCAAAUGUGUUAUUUCUUUCUUCAUCAGGAAGUGACAUACCUUGAACAUGUUUCUUGUUAUACAAGAAUAUUGAGGGUUUUGUUCAUUGCAUUUGUUUUUUGUAUGUCUGCUCUCUUUGUAAUUGUUAGUUGGAGAAAUUGUUUAGGAUCUAUUGGUCUUUUGUUCUGGUGACAUACUGGCCAUUGGCUCUGAAAGCUUUAACAUCUGCUGCAGAAAUUUAACAGAAAAUUUUGGGCUAAAAUCACUACAACACUCAACCUAUCCAAAAAAUGUCACUUGUGUCUUAUUUUAUUUAACAUGACAAUCUUGAAAAGCUCGAUUCAAUACCGUGAGAGUGAGAUUUGCUGCAUUAUGAUUGUAAGCAAUGGUGAUUAGGAAUCUAUUAAAAUUGUGCCCUUAAA
Molecule: messenger RNA, 7294 nt
Organism: Linum trigynum
Lineage: Eukaryota; Viridiplantae; Streptophyta; Magnoliopsida; Malpighiales; Linaceae
Source: the annotation of a GenBank genome assembly